Molecule: messenger RNA, 1034 nt
Organism: Pisolithus orientalis
Lineage: Eukaryota; Fungi; Basidiomycota; Agaricomycetes; Boletales; Pisolithaceae
Exons: 2
Coding region: 279-809 (176 amino acids)
Source: RefSeq, a predicted model, not a curated record
ACAGUCCAAUAGACGCGUUAUUGGACAUUCUUAUUCCCAACGCAAACCGUUGGCGUAGCUUGUGCAUUAAACUUGCUGACACGGAAGUCUUGGACAACAUCAUGGACAAAUUUAACUGUCUGGAAUUUCCAUGCCUUGAAGACAUUUUCACGGAUGAUUAUCAACACUUCCUGUCACCGGCAUGUUCCUCUGCCCUCGGGCGUCUGUAUCUAGGGAAGGCAUAGGUAUAUGUGUCCACCCUGCUGCUGACGCUUAGCCUGCCGAUCGAGUGGGAAAGAAUGUUCCACGAUCACUCAUUCUUCAAAUAUUUCCCCGUAGACAAUUGGGAAAGCCCCGGAGGGCCGCCAUCAAUAGGCUACCGCCAUGAUAGGUACCGGGAAGUCGACGUUCUUGCCAGACGGCUCACAAAGCACCAGGAGGUAGGGCGGCCACUAUUGCAUGUGCAGCUCGUGGGUUCGCCAACUGACCAUUUGACGAUAGAAAUGUUUUCCCGCAUUCCCAGAUGGUUACGAAGUUGCUGUGUCUUGGAUUUAGUGGGCUUGCAAUUGUGCAAACGGCAGUCCUCACCCGAUGCCACGUCGCACAAAUACUUUUGUCUGACUGCAGAUGGCAGUUUCUUAUAUAUAAGGGUGGAUACCAAGGACACUGUCAUUUUGGACAACUGGCGGGAAGCAUCCCUAGAAAAUAUGGAUGUUUUCUGGCUCCCGAAUGGAAGGCUAUCUUUGUCCAACAUGUCCCACCCUGAUCCUCAGGUGCAGGCUUCCUUGAGUGAUGCUGAUGGUGAUUGCAAUCCAGAUCAUUUCACCUAGGUGUCCCUCGACUCGUUUACAAAGAGCGCUGCAAGCUCAAAGGCAUCCGUAGAUGUUUUAAUGCGAUUCGCCGCUAAUGUAGAUACAGCCGGCGAUCUUGUGAAGUUGUUGCUAAUACUUGGAUGUGCGUAGUUAAGUUAGCAGCCCACAAUUCAUCCACCUGGGUAUGCUCGUGUCGCAGACUGGGUAAUGGGGUACACUAUUGACCUCUAAUAUGGAAUGAAG